AUGAAGGACAAGAGGCAUGUGCAUCAUAAUAGAGGAAAACCAUACUCUUUUCCUCCUAGUAAAUCUGGAAGUCGUCCGAAUUAUCAACAAUACAGUUUUUCAGUUGGAAAAGGAGCUAAUAGUGGUAAUGGAAAAGGAAAUGGAAACAGUUAUAAUUAUGGGAGUGGUAGAGGAAACCCCAAUGGACGAGGAGUUAGUAACGAAAAUAGUAACAUGAGUCAAGUCUCGCACAAAAACCAUGGUUAUAAUGGUGAUCCAGCUACUCCUAUCCGAUGUCACAGGUGUGGUAAGCAGGGUCACAUGGCAUACGAAUGUGAUCCAGCUACUCCUAUCCGAUGUCACAGGUGUGGUAAGCAGGGUCACAUGGCAUACGAAUGUAGAGAUGCUGGAGUUACUUGUUUUAAUUGUCAACAAGGCCACAUUAGCACCACAUGCCCCUACCCAAGGAAGACUCCACAGCCUGGAAACCAGAGUUCCCUAGCCAGCCGACCUAAAUCUAAUGGAAGAGUCUUUGCCCUCGGUGGUGCAGGAGCGUAUGUGAAAGACAACUUGAUCCAAGGUACAUGUCUCAUAAGUGAUACUCCUUUAUUUGUACUAUUUGAUUGUGGUGCCACUCAUUCCUUUGUGUCUCUUAAUUGUGUUAGACGUUUAGGACCACUUGUAUCUCGUUUACGAUAUGAUUUGAUUGUGAAUACCCCAACUAGUGAUUUUGUUGAUACCUCUAGUGUUUGUCUUGACAUUUCUAUCCAUGUCUAUGUAAGGGACUUCCGAUUGACUUAG
This is a messenger RNA of Cicer arietinum (chickpea), 780 nucleotides long. The record is from RefSeq and is a predicted model, not a curated record. NCBI's taxonomy places the organism in Eukaryota, Viridiplantae, Streptophyta, Magnoliopsida, Fabales, Fabaceae.